Messenger RNA from Anisakis simplex (herring worm), 457 nucleotides. The record is from the annotation of a GenBank genome assembly. NCBI's taxonomy places the organism in Eukaryota, Metazoa, Nematoda, Chromadorea, Rhabditida, Anisakidae.
GGCCGUGCAGUCGGACAUGAAGCAUUGGCCCUUCAAGGUGAUCAAUGCUGAGGGUGGUAAGCCAAAGGUACAGGUGGAGUAUAAAGGAGAGACGAAGACGUUCACGCCCGAGGAGAUCUCAUCGAUGGUACUGACCAAGAUGAAGGAAACCGCUGAGGCGUUCUUGGGCAACCCAGUCAAGGAUGCAGUGGUGACCGUGCCGGCUUAUUUCAACGACUCGCAGCGUCAAGCCACCAAGGAUUCCGGAGCGAUUGCCGGUCUGAAUGUGCUGCGUAUCAUCAACGAACCCACUGCUGCGGCUAUCGCCUACGGAUUGGACAAGAAGGUACCCAGUUUAGACAUUGUUUUCUUUGAUUUUGGAUCUGGUGAACGUAAUGUGUUGAUUUUCGACUUGGGCGGUGGAACGUUCGAUGUGUCAAUUCUGACGAUCGAGGACGGUAUUUUUGAAGUGAAGUCG